Neomonachus schauinslandi (Hawaiian monk seal) is the source of this 6680-nucleotide messenger RNA. It is a transcript of the gene GPR107, whose product is annotated as G protein-coupled receptor 107. The transcript has 20 exons. Gene Ontology annotation, cellular component: clathrin-coated vesicle; Golgi apparatus; membrane. The record is from RefSeq and is a predicted model, not a curated record. Bases 6 to 1727 code for a protein of 573 amino acids. Gene Ontology annotation, molecular function: clathrin heavy chain binding. Gene Ontology annotation, biological process: clathrin-dependent endocytosis. Lineage: Eukaryota; Metazoa; Chordata; Mammalia; Carnivora; Phocidae.
CAAACAUGGCCGUCCCGGCGGCAAUCGCCCCCUCGGGCUCCCGCUGUGCUCCGCUGGCCGCGGGCCUCCGGCUGCUCCCACUGCUGGGGCUGCUGCAGCUGCUGGCCCAGCCCGGCCUGGGCCGUGUCCACCACCUGGCGCUCAAGGACGAUGUGAGGCGUAAGGUUCAUCUGAACACCUUUGGAUUCUUCAAGGAUGGGUACAUGGUGGUUAAUGUCAGUAGCCUUUCUGUGAAUGACCCUGCAAGAGCCACAGACAAGGACACAAGUAUUGGAUUCAGCCUGGACCGCACAAAGAAUGACGGAUUUUCUUCUUAUCUGGAUGAAGAUAAUUACUGUAUUUUAAAAAAGCAGUCUGUCUCUGUCACCCUUCUAAUCCUAGACAUCUCCAGAAGUGAGGUGAGAGUAAGAUCUCCACCAGAUGCUGGUACGCAGUUACCAAAGAUCGUCUUCAGCAAGGAUGAGAAGGGCCUAGGCCAGAGCCAGGAGCCUGGGGCUAACCCUGUUUCAGCGGGAAACCAGACUCAGCCAAAACAAGACAGUGGAAAAUCUAAAAGAAGUACAGUAGAUUCAAAGGCAACGGGAGAAAAAUCCUUUUCUGUUCACAAUAGUGAUGGGGCAGUUUCUUUUCAGUUUUUCUUUAACAUCAGCACCGAUGACCAAGAAGGCCUCUACAGUCUUUAUUUCCAUAAAUGCUCUGGGAAUGAAGUGCCGUCUGGCGACAAGUUUUCCUUCAGCCUUGAUAUUGAGAUCACAGAGAAGAACCCUGACAGCUACCUGUCCGCAGGAGAGAUCCCUCUCCCUAAAUUAUACAUUUCUAUGGCCUUUUUCUUUUUCCUUUCUGGGACCAUCUGGAUUCACAUCCUUCGAAAACGACAGAAUGACGUAUUUAAAAUUCACUGGUUGAUGGCGGCCCUUCCUUUCACGAAGUCUCUUUCCUUGGUGUUCCACGCAAUUGACUACCACUACAUCUCCUCCCAGGGCUUUCCGAUCGAGGGUUGGGCUGUCGUGUAUUACAUCACUCACCUCUUGAAAGGGGCACUCCUGUUCAUCACCAUCGCGCUCAUCGGCACCGGCUGGGCUUUCAUUAAGCACAUCCUUUCCGAUAAAGACAAAAAGAUCUUCAUGAUUGUCAUCCCACUCCAGGUUCUGGCAAACGUGGCCUACAUCAUCAUAGAGUCCACCGAGGAGGGGACUACGGAGUAUGGCUUAUGGAAGGAUUCUCUGUUUCUGGUAGACCUGCUGUGCUGUGGAGCCAUCCUCUUCCCAGUGGUGUGGUCAAUCAGGCAUUUACAGGAAGCAUCAGCAACAGAUGGAAAAGGUGGCAGCAUGCGACCUCUUCAGUGGAGAGCAAAUAUUAAAAACAGGAAGCGCCUCUCUGCUAUUAACUUAGCAAAGCUGAAACUUUUCAGACACUAUUACGUCUUGAUCGUGUGUUACAUAUACUUCACCAGGAUCAUUGCGUUUCUCCUCAAACUCGCCGUUCCGUUCCAGUGGAAGUGGCUCUACCAGCUCCUGGAUGAAAUGGCCACGCUGGUAUUCUUUGUUCUAACGGGCUGUAAAUUCCGUCCGGCUUCAGAUAACCCCUACCUACAACUUUCUCAGGAGGAUGACCUGGAAAUGGAAUCAGUAGUGACGACAUCAGGGGUGAUGGAGAACAUGAAGAAAGUCAAGAAGGUGACCAACGGCUCGGUGGAGCCCCAGGGCGAUUGGGAAGGCACCGCGUGAUGGAGCAGCCUUGAGCUGGGACUGUCGAAGAGAACCUCUAACUUAUUAAUCGUCCUAGUGGUGAGCAGGGGCAAUUCGCGCCUCCCAACAGUGACACCGCAGAGCGCGCGGCUGGGAACAAAGUGCCACGGAAACCUAAUUUUUUACUCUCUUUUAUGGAAACUGGAUCUGUGGCUGGUUAUGGGCAGCUAGAAUUCUCCUUCAGGUGGGAAUGGUGGGGAGGGAGUGUAGACAGGAGGAUAAAAGGAAGACAUUGUUUGUAAGUUAUAUUUCUUUCUUUUUUUUAAUUGGGAACUCUCAAGACAUAAGCAGUUGUGCCCCCAAGUGUGUGGCAGCAGGGGGGGGAGUGUCGGUGGACAGGGAGGGAGGGCGGCGGCGCGAGGCUGGGGCCAGUCACGGCUCGGGAAUGAGGCCGCAGGAAAUGAGCAGGGGCUGAGGGAGGAUACAGGGACUUAGAAGGGAAAGGAAACUUAUCGUGGUGUCUUUGGGGGACAAAAAUGGAUGAAAUUAGGUUAUUUUAGGAAGCAGUGUCAAAAUCCAGUUUAGUAUAUGGAGCCUGCCGCAGGGUUCCUGGCCCUGAAUGUUGCCCCAGACCUUGACCCCGGAUUCUGAAAGUGACCAGGAACCAGCAGCUCUAGAGGCCCGGCCGUCUUCUUCCCAAAAGGGCUCUGUCAUCUGGAGGCUGAAUGGCCCUGUCAGAGUCAACGGCUCUGGAACCGUGGUGGAAAGUGCUUUUCUUGAUUGAAGCAUAUUUGGUGUUGUCUGAUGGAUGGAUAGAAAUGUAUGGUUAAGCUCAGAAAGUGUUGUCCAGUAGGAUUUCCUUGAACAUCUGGCUCCUCUGACUGCCCAGAGCAGGACCACCUCUUUUCCUUCUCUCGUUGUGGCUGUGUUUGUUUUGUGUAAUCACAGUAACAGGGAGAAACGGGAAGGAAUGUCUCUUAAAGGAACAGCUGGGGGCAGAAAAGGUAGCGUUUAAGCAGAUAUUUAAGUACAAGCAGAUCGUCAUCAUUAGAAAGUUUUUUGUAUAAACCAGGUAGGCUUUCUGGCAGGAAUGAAACACCUCGUCCCUGUCUCCCAGGGGCACGCAUGCUAAGAUUAGAAUAGGUGUGGUUGAACAGAGCUUUACUCUCAGGGACUGGGGAUGGCGAGCUCUUUCUCAGAGACUCAGCAGAGGCCCUUCCAAACUUCUGGAGCCUGGAGAUGGGCACGGGUAGUCGCCUCAAGUGGUGCAGCUGGUAGCUCAGUCAUUUGGAUGAUGGGACGCUCAGAAGGUCCACUGUGGCCCAGGCGAGGAGGUGGGCAGAAAUCUCCCCACCAGGCUUAUGGCAGCCCGGGCCUGAGACCGGAGGCUGAACUGUGGCCUCUUCGGGAACGCUUGCUGGCGGUGCCGGGAGCCCACACCUGCCUGGGUCUGGGGAGGGGGGCGGGCAGCUGUCUCCGGGGGUGGUUUUCUCCCCCCCCCCCCACCCCCCUCGGCUUAGAAGCAUCCUUCAGGAACUGCAGGAUUCAGGGGCAGUGCUCAGCACCCCAGGUUCGGGCACCUGAAGAGUCUGUCCUCACUUGUCCCUCUCCUGUGCUGUUCUCUCUCCCGGACGAAGGGAGCGGAAAAGCCUUCUCUUCACGCACUUUCUUGAGUCCUCGGUGCUGUCUGCGGCCCUUCCUGCACAGAGGCUCGGCCCUGGCUAGGCGUGGGGUGUGAGCUGGCGUCUUCUGUCUUCUGAGGCUGCUGCUCGCCUCGCCACAGAGUUGGGGGAAGAGGCCGUGUGUCUCCCCACUUUCAGGAGCAAGGAAAUUCGCCCUGAGUAUUUCUUUAAGGGACCUUUUCUUUUUCUGUCAUUCUUCCUUUCUUGUCUUUCUUUUUUCUUAAAUGGGGGCUACACAAUAGGAGAAGGAAGUUGCAGGGAGGACGAGAAUAUUAAGACUUUUGUUUUCCUGGCGUAAACACAGUCCCAGUACUUCUGAAAUGUGUCUCGUGCUGUGGUCAAACCCCCCUAGGUGCUUCCCUCAGAGGGACGCAUUUGCUGUUUGUCCUGCGAGCAGAUGUUCUUGACUAGGCCAUAAGGCUUCUUGGCAAGACCCAGGGUGUGAUGAAACCUCUCCGCUCCCCCGCCCCGAAAGGGUCCCUGCGGAGGUGUCCUUGAUUCACUUGCCGGAAGCCAGGGAGUGAAGGAGCCGGGGAGGAAGAGAACGUGUGGGGGCAGCUCCAACCUGACUGCCCUCCGCGAGCCUCAGCAGCCUGGUGAGGCCAUGAGCCAGAGCGCCGGGCUCCCGGUGCCGCACGUUUGCCUCAGGACUCAGGCACGUGGUGGCUGAGACAGUCCCGACCCUUCUGAACGGGAAGGUGCAGGCCAGAUAAGGUCGUGAUUUAGGAAUGAAGACUAACAAGCAGGUCGUCUGCCCAAGUCCUGUAUUGUAAGUGGCAGAAGGUUUGAAGUGAGGCCCAGUGAUCAAGAAAAAUCAAAACCCCAGCCCCAGAUUGGGAAAACUGGUUUUCCCACGUUUGUACAAAUUGUUAGAGCUCUCCGUCCCGUUCUGUAAAAAGGCCUUCCCUUUGUCCAUCAUCUGGGAGCUGGGACUAGCACUCAGCUCUCCUCCCGAUAAAGAUGACACUGGGGUCCGAAGCCAGAUAGUCCCACCAGGACUUCCAGCAGCCCGGUCUUCACCACCACGUGGGGGCGUCGUGAGGCAGUGUCUCCGCUGCUGAGCCCGUCAGUAUUUCGGGGAUCGGCUGCGCAUCCUGGAGACAUGGCAGGAUUUAUAGCUUUGCUUUGUGUUCCUGCUCCCUGUUUCUGCCCCCGCAUAGUCCCUGUGCUUCCUUUGGGAAAUCUGCUCUGGACUGCAAGGGCAGCCGGCUGCGGGACUUGAGGAAAUAAAGCACCUGUCCUAUUCCUGUAAUAAAGUUCGUGUAUUUUGCUAGAAAAUUACUAAGACAACAGGAACAAUCAUCGAUCUCUUAAUCCUGGCUUUUAACUGUAGCCAAAGACUCCCUCAGCCUAUUUCUUGGUUCCUUGAUGCUUUAAAAUCUCAGUAGCAGUGCAUUUGAACCUGCUGACUACAACUCUGGUGGAUUGGUGGCCCACUCUCCCGUCAGGAGGUGCUUACUCGAGUGUGAAGGUUGGUUUCCCAGAUCAUUGCCUGAGUCAGUUCAGUUUUCUUCCAAGAAACCACUUUGGAGUACAAUUUCCAGGUUUGGUCUCCCCUGGACUAUCCGGGCAGCCACACAGCGCUGUCUCAUCGUGCUCUGCGUGCCUGUCGUGGUGAGCUUUCUGCUCCUGCGUUACAAUCUCAUCGGGAUAUCUGCUCUCUCUUGUUCCACGACCUGCCCCCCUUCUUCUCCCCCCCCCCCCCCGCCGCCUCGUCCUCCUCCUCCCUCCUCUUCCUCCUCCCCCGCUCCUCCUCAGCCCACAGCUAUUGAUCGCACAAAGGCUCAGUCUGGGAACAUGGGCUGGAGGCUUUGGUGCAUUGCAGCAUUGUAGCCGUGUGACACAUGUACUUUCUAAGCCAAGGAGAAUUUUAUCAAGAGCGUACAUGUUAAUGCUGCACAUUCUGCUUUGGACCUUUGCAGUAAAAUGUAUUCUUGUUUAGUACUUAAGAGUCUAUUUACCAGGAGCCAGUCCUUAGGAACUAAGAAGAGUGUUAGAAGAUGCCUGUUUGAAUUGUGAGUGGCGUUGUGGCCAUCUCCCACAUCCUGAAGCAUCUUCUCCGAGGAAGGCUCUUAGAACAUUAGAUGGUCUGAUGAAGUGGUUGGCGCUGCUCCAUACACCCCAUGGAACAGUGGGACCGUUCGUGCUGAUAAGCUGCUGGAUUUCAAGGGACGCAGAUCCCAGCCCAUUUCCACACUCCAUACUCACCCCUUUGCUUUCCUCGGACUUACCCGCGGCCUUUUAACAGAUUAAGAAUGUGCUGAGUUCCCGAUGCCCAUGGCCUGCUACCUGUUUCUCCCGUUCAGGAUUCAGUAAAUGAGUAGCUUCCCCACUAAAGAAUUUAGGCUUUGACUUGGUACUUCUUGGUAUGUCAAGAAGGUAUUCAUCUGGAACAUACCGUGUGUUCCAAAGGAUUGCUCUUGACUCCAGGUUUCUCCAGGGUGUUUGGGGCAGGAAGUCUUUAAAAGAGACCCACCUGAGUUGAUGCUAAUACUUGUCCCACCUGGAGUAUGGUUAUCGAUCGGUGGACGGAACGUUCCAGGUUUCCCCGGGGGCUGCUCUGUAGCCUGUGACCCCUCUGGAUGGUUUACGCUUGACAGAUGUUUCUCGGUGGCUCUCUGUGAGGACAUGGGACAUGCACAUCGCCCGAGCUACUGUGUGAGGGAGGCAGCCCGGCUGAGAGAGGGACUAGGCGAUGUGGGAGCAAGGAUCUGGUCGUGUUGCCCAGGGACUGUUGGAAUUCUGGGGGCAGGAAGUCUGCAGGCAGGCCGUUUGGGAAGGAGGAGUUCUGGACAAAGUCAGUAAGGGUCGAAGUGAGACAGAAAAGCUCACUCACUUCCAAGACAGCUUAUUCUAGGGCAGGUUUUGUAGUCGACAGCCAAAUCACACAGGGGGGCCAGCAGGGCAGCCUUCUAGCAUUUAAGAUCCUUAUUACAAAAGGAUCCCCAAAUCCUGGCCACACAAGGGGGCGGUUCUUGGCACCUUAAGCAGCUUUUCCCGACCAUAAAUUGGAUUUGCCUGGUCAUGUGACCUCAAAAGAAGUCAGACACAUCUAAUCCAAAAAAAUAAGUUUCGUUUGCGGGAGAAAAUGUCUGUAAAUAUCAUUUGCUUUCUAGGUUAGAUUGGGAUGCAGGAGUUUCAGUAUUUUUUUUUUUAACACCAAUGAUCACUGAAGAGUAUUUAUGUAAACGUGUCAUGGGUGGGGGUUCCGAUCAGGGUGACGUAUGGGAUGGAUUCUCUUGCUGUGAUGCAAACAUGUAAAAUAAAGAUUCUCUGACGGAAAUGUAUGUUUGUAAUCCUGUAGGGAGGC